This is a messenger RNA of Polychytrium aggregatum, 1338 nucleotides long. RefSeq lists its product as uncharacterized. The transcript has a single exon. Lineage: Eukaryota; Fungi; Chytridiomycota; Chytridiomycetes; Polychytriales. The coding region runs from base 1 to 1338 and encodes 445 amino acids. The record is from RefSeq and is a predicted model, not a curated record.
AUGUUGGCCAAGGUGGCUCGCUUUGUCGAAUGGAUCGGCCGUGCCGGCGUGCUUGCUAACGUCGAUGUGCGAGCCGACAGCGCAAACGGAUACGUCCUCGUUGCCAAGAAGCCGCUGCAUCGGUCCGAGCUGGCAUGCUCCAUCCCCGUCGAUGUCCUCGUUGGCUCGCACUCGGCCAGGAAGAUCCCGACACUGGCUGCCGUCUUCGAGGCCGUCUUUCCCUCGCCAGAGGGUCUCCCGAGCACCACCAUCCUGGACUACCAAGAUGACCACCUGCUGCUGAUGCUCACGCUGCUGCACGCAAAAUCCCAUCCUGUGCGGACACCCUGGCAUCCGUACGUCGACCUGCUACCGGAAGCGUUCGCCAACUCGCCUCUUCUCUUCGAUGACGACGACUUGGCUCGGCUUGACGGCUCGCCGCUCGCAGAGCUUGCCCGGGGCAUUCGGCAACAGGUCCAAGACACAUACGAUGCCGUGAUGACUCCGCUUGCGGAACAGUUCGGCGAUAGCUUCGUCACGGCCGAGCAUGCAUCCUUCCCGGCGUUCCUGUGGGCCCACAUGGUCGUCGAGUCAAGAGCAUUCAAGAUGCGUAUCGGCGCACCUGACGGCCCCGACCCCGAAGCGCUCAGCACCGUGCUGGUGCCGCUUGGCGACCUCGCCAACCACUCGAUCCAAGGCGAGCUGGAAUCCUGUGGCAUCUCGACCGAGACAGGUUGCCUGGAGAUCCGGAUUUCGAGCAAAUCUCGGUUGGCUGAGUAUCCUGCGGACUUCCCGCUGACGCUGACGUACAACAGGCUCGCCAACUGGGAGCUACUGAUGUAUUACGGUUUCUCGCUGCUGGACAACCCGCUGGAGCGCAUCGCGCUGUCGUUCACAAGCCCCAGUGAAGACGAGGACGGCGACUACCUGCUGAACAUUCGCAAGGAGCUGCUGCUGGAGCUGGGCGAAGACCUGGGUCUCGGCCUGGACCACGAGAUUGCCCUGGGUGCUGCCGGCGGGGUGCCGCAGACGCUCGUCGGCUCUCUGCGCCUGCUUUUUGCGACUCUGGACGAGCUCGAGGGAUUCGAAAUCGGCAAUCUCGCAGACAUUAUGGCCUGGCCCAUCUCGAUGCGCAACGAACGGCAGAUCCUCGAUACGCUGAAGCUCCUCCUGACCACGAUGAGGGAUGCCUACCCGUCGACGCUUGCGGAAGACACCGCACGGUUGGCCCGCACGUCCAGCGCAAGGGAGCGGUAUGUGCUCAUCUACCUGAUCGGGCAGAAGGAGAUUCUCGAGUACGGGCUCGAAUGGAUAGCGGUGCAGUCCAGCCGGCUCAACGAGGAGCGACCGGACGAGUAG